Molecule: messenger RNA, 2870 nt
Organism: Aureobasidium subglaciale EXF-2481
Lineage: Eukaryota; Fungi; Ascomycota; Dothideomycetes; Dothideales; Saccotheciaceae
Exons: 2
Coding region: 484-2691 (735 amino acids)
Cellular component (GO): cytoplasm; mitochondrion
Molecular function (GO): ATP hydrolysis activity; ATP binding
Source: RefSeq, a predicted model, not a curated record
AGUGGCAGUUGGCUGUACCUGGCGAAGCCUGCCAUGCCUUGGGCAAGGCCGAUCUGUAGCAGCUUUUCAUUCUCCGACAGUCGGUCUUCGUCUGCUGUUGCUUUGCCCUUUGCACGCGCUUCCUGCGCUGACCGCGAAUAGUAGAAUACCACUUGAUCGCCAAACGUCUCGUCCGUCGGUCCCAGCGGCGGGCUGUAGAUGGAGAAGAAGGACAGUCGCGCCGGCGUGAACUGCUCCUUUUCCAUGGUCGUCUCUAGUCCAUCUGCGACGUGGACAUGUCGAUGCUGUGGACGAGAUUGAGGCUCUGCCGAUGCUCGCGCGACGCCGUCUUCUCCACGCUUGACCGUGACGUCGAUCGUCUCUCGCUUCGAUUCACUUUCGAGAUCGUGCAACAUGAGACGACAACUCCUUGUCUUCUUUCAAUUGUGACAUCUCGUCAGUCGCGGGUGGAGCCCCUUUUUUUUCUGUCCUGCAUUUGUUGUAAUGUCGUUGUCUUCAAUCCCCAAUACUGGUGUUGCCAUCACCAAUCCGCUCGUCCUGUACCGCGCUUUGGUCGUGACCAAUCGCAUAACUCAGGAUCCUGCCCAGCACAGACUAGCAAUACAUCUACAAAAGCUAUAUGACCGAUUAAAAGACUAUGAACCAACAGUCGAGUACAAGCACAGACUCGAUCAGAUAACUCGCGCUGUGGGUCCUUCAGUAAAUACCAACUUAGAUGCUGAUGGUUCAAAACGAGGAGUAUGGCAGACCAUUCUCGCUCAAAGAGAGAAGCGGGACAGUGUAGCUUUGACCAAAGUCCUCACCAGUCACGAAGCCGCAAUGAAUCUGGAUUCACCUCGCGGCCUCAUGCUGCAUGGCGAAGUAGGCACAGGCAAGAGUAUGCUCAUCGAUCUAUUCGCCGACUGUCUACCAAACCGGAAGAAGGCUCGCUGGCACUUCAAUACCUUUAUGCUGGAUACUUUUGCAAAACUUGAGCAAUUAAGGAGGAACCGUCUAUCAAGGCUACCACAUACUGCUGGUGCAGACGUGGAAGAACAUUCAUUGCUCUGGCUUGCUCGUGACAUGAUCAACAACUCGCCAAUACUCUUCCUCGACGAAUUUCAACUACCGGAUAGAGCGGCGUCUAAGAUCAUGACCAAUCUGAUGACCUCUUUUUUCCAACUAGGUGGUGUGCUGAUAGCAACGAGUAAUCGCAUGCCUGAAGAACUACACAAAGCAGCCGGCAUGGCUUUUUCACCACCUUCACGAUUGCAGAGCAUAACACAGAAGCUAGGGAUAGGACGAGCGACCAAGGGUAGGAGCGAGAACAUGUUUGCUGGACAGGGUGAAUUCGCUGGCUUCCUCGAGGUACUCAAAGCCCGUUGUGAAGUCUGGGAGAUGAGCAGCGGUAAGGACUACAGAAGAUACGAAGCCGACUCUCAAGCACCACCUCCAAUCGCCGAAGAAGAUCGCUUUGUCGAUGUCACGGAUAUGGAAGCUUUCGAAAGUGAGACGGCGGUCUCUGAUACUACAGAAGAAAUCGGCAAGGAUACUUCAGAAACACCGGCCGAUGCCGUAAAAGCACCUACAUACUUCCUGAUCAAUCCCGGAUCCACAGCUCCAAAGGAGGAGCAAGCAGCUUUUGCUAUCCAAGUCUUGGAUGCCGAACAGACACUACUGGGCGCGGAAGCCUCCAAGAUUGAAUGGACUCCUGCGACCAUGCGUGUCUAUGGCCGCACAGUCCCCGUACCUCGAAGCUGGAAUGGCAUCUCCUCCUGGACCUUUGCCGAACUCUGCGCCUCUGCCCUCGGACCCGCCGACUACAUCACCCUCGCCUCAACCUAUCACACCAUAAUCCUAAACGACGUACCAAUUCUCUCGCUGCUCCAAAAGAACGAAGCCCGUCGCUUCAUAACUCUCCUCGAUGCUCUCUACGAAGCCCGCUGUAAGCUCCUCAUCACCGCCUCCGCCGGCCCCGACGACCUCUUCUUCCCCGAGAAGAGCACCGCCGAAGGAGUAACCCAAGAUGCCGUAUACGCCGAAACCUUUGCCGAAGCCUAUCAAGACGCCACCGCACCCUUCCGCCCCAACAUAUCCUCCAGCAACCCCGACUAUUCAGAACCCGACUACACACACUCGCGCCUUCAAGGCAUGCUAGCAGCAGACAGCCUCGAAGACGACCCUCCAAACCGCAUCCGCAGACUCUCGGAGCAAAACGAGCGUGGCCCCAUCGACCCAGACGACGAUAUGAGAAUGCGAGGCCUACGACAAGGAAACUCCGGUCCUGAUUUCAGCAACACCCGCUCCUUUACCGGAGAAGACGAACGCUUCGCCUACCGCCGAGCACAAUCCCGUCUUUGGGAAAUGUGUGGUAAGAAAUGGUGGGCCAGAGUGGAGGAAGGAUGGCAUAAACCCCUCCCGUCCUCCAUUCGCUCAUGGGAAGUUUCUCAACCUCUGCCAUCUCCUGCUCAAACAUCUGGGGUGUUUACAGAAGGAGGGCGGGAUGCGAGAAUGGGUGCAUCGAGAGGGGUGGAUGAGGUGCAGGAUGAAGUCAUGUUUAGACAUGGAGCUAGUCCUUUUAGGAGGAGUGAGGAGCCGCCGCCAAAGUUCUCAUGGACGCAUAUUUGGGGCACGAUGAAGUGGGGAAAGAAGGCUGGUGCGUGGGGACAAGGUGUUGAGGGAUUAAAGGAUAGGAAGAAGGAGGCAAAGUAGAUGUGCUCUGGAAAUAGAUCAGUUUGUAAGAUAUCUAGAUAAUUGUUGUUGCUAUAGUAUGACAUCAUCCGAUUCCGUGCAAUGAUCAAGGCUUCAAGUCUGAGCAAGACAGUAUUCAAGCGCGAGGACGAAGUAAGAAACCUGGGACGAAGGAUUUGGUUGUUGAUGUGAUAUGUUUG